This is a messenger RNA of Dioscorea cayenensis subsp. rotundata (Guinea yam), 1671 nucleotides long. Its product is annotated as beta-galactosidase 15-like. Gene Ontology annotation, cellular component: cell wall; vacuole. Gene Ontology annotation, molecular function: beta-galactosidase activity. Gene Ontology annotation, biological process: carbohydrate metabolic process. The record is from RefSeq and is a predicted model, not a curated record. Bases 78 to 1577 code for a protein of 499 amino acids. The transcript has 13 exons. NCBI's taxonomy places the organism in Eukaryota, Viridiplantae, Streptophyta, Magnoliopsida, Dioscoreales, Dioscoreaceae.
GAGAGAGAGAGAGAGAGAGAGGGUUAGGGUUAGGGUUAGGGUUUCAGCUCGAGGGAUGGGUGUUGUUGCUUGUGAUAAUGGCUGUUGCUCAGGUGGCUGUGAUCUACGGUGAGUUUUUCGAGCCCUUCAAUGUCAGCUAUGAUCACCGUGCGAUCAUCCUUGGUGGUCAGCGCCGGAUGCUCAUUUCGGCUGGAAUCCACUAUCCCCGCGCCACCCCGGAUAUGUGGCCUGGUUUAAUUGCGAAGAGCAAGGAAGGUGGGGCGGAUGUUAUAGAGACAUAUGUGUUUUGGAGUGGCCAUGAGCCAAGUAGAGGGCAGUACUAUUUUGAAGAAAGAUAUGACAUUGUGAAGUUUGUGAAGCUGGUUGGUGCAAAUGGCCUCUAUCUUCUUCUGCGCAUUGGACCUUAUGUCUGCGCAGAGUGGAAUUUCGGGGGAUUCCCCGUUUGGUUACGUGAUGUCCCUGGCAUAGAGUUCAGAACUGACAACGCUCCAUUUAAGGAUGAGAUGCAAAGAUUCGCUAAGAAGAUUGUGGAUAUGAUGAAGGAGGAGAACCUUUUUUCAUGGCAAGGUGGUCCAAUAAUAUUAACACAGAUUGAGAAUGAAUAUGGAAACGUCCAAGGGUCAUAUGGUCAGGGUGGAGAAAGGUACAUGAAAUGGGCCGCUGGAAUGGCGCUUGGUCUAGGUGCAGGUGUUCCUUGGAUCAUGUGCAGGCAAACGGAUGCCCCCGAAGCAAUUAUAAAUUCUUGCAAUGCAUUUUAUUGUGAUGGUUUCAAGCCAAACUCAUAUAGGAAACCAGUAAUUUGGACAGAGGAUUGGAAUGGAUGGUAUGCUAAUUGGGGCGACAGACUGCCUCACAGACCAGUUGAAGAUAAUGCUUUUGCUAUAGCUCGUUUUUUCCAGCGUGGGGGAAGCUUUCAUAACUAUUACAUGUAUUUUGGAGGAACAAACUUCGAACGAACGGCUGGGGGUCCACUCCAAAUAACUAGUUAUAAUUAUGAUGCGCCAAUUGAUGAAUAUGGUAUUCUUAAUCAGCCAAAGUGGGGGCAUUUGAAAGAUUUGCAUAAAGCUAUAAAGCUUUGUGAACCAGCACUAGUUGCUGUUGAUGACUCACCACUCUAUGUAAAACUGGGGCGAAGGCAAGAGGCACAUGUCUAUUCAAGUGAGCAUAUAGACACAAAUUCAACUCUACCAGGGAACAUUGGCACAUGCGCUGCUUUUCUUGCAAAUAUUGAUGAACACAAGUCUGCCUCAGUGAAAAUCUUUGGUAAAGUCUAUAAUUUACCUCCGUGGUCAGUGAGUAUAUUGCCAGAUUGCAAGACUCUGGCUUUUAAUACUGCAAAGACUGAAGCUCAAGUUUCAAUCAAAACAGUUGAAUCUGGUUCUCCAAGUUUUUCCAAUGCUACCGAAGCUGCAGAUCUGCUAUUUCAUGAUAACUAUUUUACUCCUUUGAAGUCAUGGAUGGCUUCCAAAGAGCCCAUUGGUCUGUGGAACAAGAAUAGUUUUUCAGCAAAAGGCAUAUUAGAGCAUUUAAAUGUUACAAAAGAUACCUCUGAUUAUUUAUGGUAUAUUACCAGGUAGUAAAGUUGGUCAUUGGCUGCGUUUGGAACAACAUGUUCAGUUGGUUGAAGGAGACAAUCAAUUGGCUUUGCUAUCAGAGACUGUGGGCUUGCAA